Messenger RNA from Anopheles stephensi (Asian malaria mosquito), 8580 nucleotides. Its product is annotated as upstream stimulatory factor 1-like. The record is from RefSeq and is a predicted model, not a curated record. Gene Ontology annotation, molecular function: RNA polymerase II cis-regulatory region sequence-specific DNA binding; DNA-binding transcription factor activity, RNA polymerase II-specific; protein dimerization activity. The transcript has 6 exons. Lineage: Eukaryota; Metazoa; Arthropoda; Insecta; Diptera; Culicidae. Gene Ontology annotation, biological process: regulation of transcription by RNA polymerase II. Bases 2397 to 3146 code for a protein of 249 amino acids.
UUCCGAAUGAUGAUUUAUUUUUCAAUAAAAGCAUAAUGUGCCCAAAGAUGACUGCUAGACAAAUUGGUGCGUCACUGUACCGUAUUGUAGUAGUAUGCACCGUGUCUGACGAUCCGUCUUCUGUCUGUCCGUCUGUCUGUGCGGCUAUCUACAUCCCUUCGUCGUUGUCGCACGUGCUCACCCGGCUACCCCGGGGGCUCCGAAUGCCGUCUACACCGACUGCCCUACUGCGCAGCCACCACGGGCGCGUAUGUGUGUGUGUGUGUGCGCGCGCCUGGCAGCUGAUCGGUGUGUGUUUGUUUAUUCGCCGUAGCGCAGCAGCUCUAGCUAGCCGGCGGCGCAAUCAACGUAAACGCGACAAUGACGGGCUCACGACAGAACGGCGCGAGGCUCCGCUAUCAACAAAUGCGCGGCCACAUUCAUUCAGUUACGCACCGCCGCGCAGUAAACAUCUCGCUCAAUUCGGGUCACCCGCAGUCGCGCUCGCACACAUAAGAGUGCACAGUUGUUAUUGCAGGACGGAUCUUUGCGUUUGCCAAAAGCAGGGGUCAAAAACGGAUAGUGAAGCCCAGCAUACGUUUUCUUCUGGGUCGACCGGGUGUUGUAGAGUUCGCGAGUGAUUCGCCGCAAGCGAAGAUGCGGCAGUAGAGCAAGCCAGACUUUACGUUCCCUCCAAUUGGUUCCCAUCAUCAUCGGUAGUAGUCAAUAACGUACUACUGCUCGAGCGUUCGCUCACUGCUGUCAAAAUCAAACCUUCGGUUGCCAACGGUUACCGGAUUGUGGCCUUUGGACGGGUUUUUCCUUGGUGUGCGCGCGCGUAAAUUACACAUCACUUUAGUAGCACAGCAACACAAACUGCUGCCGCAGGGGCUGUGUGAUUCGCGGUGAAGGAAUUCCCACCGUACCAAUACACCAACGCUCUGCGAAAGUGUGAAAUUUGCGAUAAAGUAUCGUUUUUUUUUUUUUAUUUGCAUCGCACGGACCCUCUGCUCUGUGGAAGGAACUGUCAUCAACGCGCGAAACGGUGCUGUUUUGUUGUUGUUUAUCCUCCGCACGGAAGAGCUCUCGGUUGUGUGGUUGUUCUCGACGGAGAGAGAGAGAUCCGGAGAAAGAGUGAAAGCGUGGAGAGAGAGAGAGCGAAAUUUCGCAACAUACCAAAUUUGACAGGUUGUUGUUUCGAGGCGCACGACGGGCCAAAUAAACAACUAAAAGAAAGGCACCCGAACGCGAACGCGGCGCAUUAUCCGCGGACUGUACACCCUCCCAGUGUUGUAGUGUUGUAGGUGAAUUGUGCGUGUACGUGUGAUGCGAAUUCGGCUGCAUUUGCAUCAUUCUGACACUUCGGCCUUAGUAGUUCCUGUUUUAGUAGCGAAGCAGCAGUAUUUGUGUGCGUCGUACAGUUCGAAGUGCGUGCAAGCGUUGCGUAGUGAAGAAGAAACAAAACACACACGCACACACACACACAACGUCACGGCAGCAUCCGUGCGUCAAGUGCAUCUUGUCGGUCCUUGCUGAACCAACCAACCAAAAAAAAAAGAAGAAAAGAAAAAUAAAACCCGUAAAUCGAAACAAAAGCGAAGCGAACAAGUGUUGUCCGUAGUUUCGGAAGUAUUUGCGAGUGCGCGCCGAAUUGUGGUGGCCAGAAAUAGAGAAAGUGUGAGCCACACGGAGAGCGACAUAGAAAGGGCGCCGUUGCGCGUGUAGGUCGUCGUGGUACGUCGUUCUAGCAGCGAAAGAGAAAAAAAAAACAAGGGUGGAGAAAUUGUAGGGAUCCACCAAGCAAGCAGGAGCACCAUUUCUCCCGCGAACAAAAAAACAAAAAAAAAAAAGGUUGUUUAAAUAUACACAACAGAGCGUCCCUUUCGCGAGACGUCCUCGCCAGGAGUGGUACAGUGACAACACACGCACGCAAGCACGCAGAGAGAAGGAGCGAGCGAGUGAGAGCAAGAACGUGCCUUUGAGAAUAGGUAGCAGAGGCAGCCAGCAGUAGCAGCAGCAGUAGUAGCAGCAGCCGCAGUAGUAGUAGUAGUAGUAGCAGCACGACGUACAAACGUUGGCCAACGGAAACGCCAACGCCACAAAGCGCGUGCAGAAGGAAGUGGCCGUGGGUGGCCAAAACAGUGCGCCGCGGUCCGGGAGUGCGUUUUUCUCGGGUAACGGCCGUGUAAAGUGCAGUGUGAUACAUGUAACAGCCUUCCCCGGAAUCGGAAGGGGCUGCUCCUUACCUAGUGUUGUAAGUUGGCGUGUUGAUCCUGGAGAGCAGUUGGCCAGUUCUUCGUCCAGUUGCUGCAGCAUAGACUGGCAGCAGCAGCGAACCGAGCAGCAGCGGAGCCCAACAUUCUAGCAGCGUGAUUGUGGUGGUUGUUGACCACCGCGACCAAAAAACGGCCCCCAUCAUGAAUAAGCUCGAUUACGAUGUCGAUUGCUUAGAAAUAAGUGACGACCUGAUAAGCAUGGCCGAGGACAAUACUCUUGGUGAUUUUUCACAUAUCGACGAUGACCUACAGUUUACAGUUAAAAACGAUGGAAUGCUCGCACUAAGAUUAAUACAAGUGGCAGACAGUUUAGAUUCACCUAACUUUAUCACAGGAUCUCCAGCUAGUCCAUACCCAACGCUAACAAACUCCAGCAACGAUCCCAGUCAAUGCUCCUUUCUAGUGUUUAAGAAAAACAACGACAAUGUGAAACAGUCCCGCUCCGCCGACAGUGUCCGGGGGGUGCAACGGACGUCGGAGUGCAACGGUGACACGAACCUAAACCGAAAGCGGGACGAUCGGCGAAGGGCGAACCACAACGAAAUCGAAAGACGGCGGAGGGACAAAAUCAACAACUGGAUCCACGAGCUGAACAAAAUCAUCCCCACCGAGCACAUGAACAGCCCGUCGUCCGAGACGCAGAACAAGCAGAACAAUGGCGGUCAGGGUGAGAACCUCUCGAAGGGCGGCAUACUGGCGAAAGCGUGCGAGUACAUUACGCGGUUGAAAGACACCAGCGACAAGCUGACCGAGUGCCUUGCCGAGAAGGAUCAGAUACUGCUGGAGAACCUGCAGCUGAAGGAAAGCAUCAACCAGCUGCUGGCGGAGAACAAGCGGCUCCAGACGCAGCUACAGUUUGCGCUCGAAACGAACGUCAAGCUCGAGUCGUAGCCGUUGGUGCCGUUGGGGACUAGCAAGCAGCAGUGCUCGGUAGAACCGAUACAGCCGCAGGCGGAACGACUGCUGCCGCAACAGCCUCAUCAUCUUCACGCUCACCACCACCAGCAGCAGCAGCAGCAGCAGCAGCAUCCCAGCAGCCAGCAGAAAAAUGCGUCCCAACAGACUGUUGUAACGUACUGAGGAACACCGUAUCAAAAGCAUACGGCGGGCCAGCACCAAAGGCGAACCGAAAUCAAUAACUUGUAAGUAUUCUAGUAGCUCGUCAGAAGAGGGGCAAAAACGGCCCCCCCCCCCCCCCCCCCCGAAAUCAGAAUCGUUGAAUGAAAUCAAUUUAGUCGGCACGAUUGGUUUGUUAUACACCGUACACAUUAUCCGUGCUCCGGGAUAGGGAGGACAGUGCCCGAGUGAGGCCCGUAUUACUGAAUUUUAGGUGUCAUCAAGCGUGACACAAUCGACACGUCGGUCGGUAGACUGGGCACAGCACAGUCGGGGUUCUUCAUUUGUUCGAUGUUGUGCGGUAGUAGGGCAGGACCCUAACGCAUGUCUGGCUGUGGCAACAAAAAAAGAAGCAAAACACGAAACCAGUAGACUUGAGAUGAGGGAUGAACCCGUAUAUAGUAGGGAGGGGUAUGCACAGCAGUUUUUAGUUGUCCGUUUAGUGUCGAUUUUUCUUUCGCCUGGAGUUGAGCUCGCUCGCCUUGCAAGGUGUAAUCAUAUCUAAGUCAGCGUACUAGUUGUAUAGACGAUAGCCACUAACGAUCGGUCCGUAGUAGAGUUCGCUUGUUGAGCCGUUGAACUCGAUUCGAUUUGUUGCCGUGCUUCGGUUUGAAGUUAUGUGGGUGAUCUGUGGGACAAUCGCGCAAAAAAGUUGUAUUUUCCUCAGCAUCGUUGUAGUUGUUGUUGUUCAAAUAGCUGUGUUCAGUUACUGCGGGCCUAAGGGACGGGUGGGACGAUCGAGGCUCGACGCUAGCAACGAGCUCAAUAAUCAACCGAACUUUGUAAGGAGGACCAUGCUCGGGAAUUGGGAAGCUCAUCUUUUUCAUCUCCGGAACCGACACACACACACACACAGACAGAGGGAAAAAAUCUUCCGCCCAGCCGCUGAUAGAAGCAGCUCGGUGUCAAUUGUGUGGACCAGCAUUGGGCGAUAGAGGGUAGAUCAGCCGAAAUAAAGCCCAUUGUUAGGCCGGCUAAUCUAAUUCCCGAUUCGUCGGCGGUCGUUCUCUUCUUUUGGGGCGACAUCGUCCAUCGUCCAGACGUUCUGUGCCGCUGAUCAAAACGGACCUCGAAACGGACGGAGCCGGGAGCUUAUAUCAACUUUAUCAAACUGAUCAAUUGGAUCCCGCGUUGGGGAGGUAUUUAAGCCCAUCAGCAUCAUAUGUCCCGCGGAGGGGUUAGCCCCGGUACUUAAGCUACCCAAUACACUUCAAUCGAUUGGCAGACCGUUUGAUUUAUUUGUUUAUGGUGCAGGGCCCCGGAAACAAUGGAGGAUCGCGAGCACGGGGUGGGUGCAAACAGCGGAGUCACAGCGUCAGCGAACUCACGAGGCUCAAUUAUUUUUGCGUCCUGCGCCGGGUGGACGAUGACGGUUGACGAAUGGGCCCUAUUUCGCCAUGCAUACUUCGGGUGCGUGUGAGAUAAUGUUCAUUCAUAUGACUGUCGUGUGACGUAGAGCCGGGUAGAGACGACUGUGAGCGGGUUGUCUUAGAUAGGGACGCACCGGGAAGGGUGCCCGAUACCCGGCGCGCCGCUGCCCCAUAAUCUUGACGGUUGACAAUUAUGGCGCCAGCACAUUCGGGCCGCUUAUCACUCACUCAUUUUUGCCUUUGCCUCUCGUUCGGUACGCUCUAGAUGACAAAAAGGGGUGACAAAUUUGCUUGCCGUGCAUGGUGGAUUGGUGCUCGUUACAAAAAAGAAGCGCGCGCGCGCGUGUGUAUGUGUGCGGUGAGUGUUAUCUGUGCGGAGGAAGGAAGGCAAAGAAUUCCUCCCAUUAUCUCGAAGCCCGCGGGCACAAUGGAGAUAGAAACGGUGUGUCGCCAUCCCCGAGGGGUUCACUUUCGGUGUGAUGAAGUUUUAAAAUGCCGGGGCUUUUAAAAUUCUUCCACCGCAGCAGCAACAGGCUGAUGUAAUGAAGCUGUGAGUGUGGUAAGAGUGGUGGAGGCUUCUAGGAGCGUAAUACAGAGAGAUGCGCCAUUUGCAUUUGGCCAAAGAUCAUAAUGUACUGUACAGAAUGUCCGGAACGAGGCAGGUGUGUGCGUUCACAUAUUCCGCUGGCUGAGCGGUGGGAAAUACAUACAAGCCGCAGUGAGCGAUCGGGAAUCGAAAUGUCAGUCUGGAAUGUCGCUAGUCAGGGAACGGAUGCGAUCUGCUGUUUGCCCUUUGCAGGCUAAUUGCGCUUCGAUUCACCAGAAUCCAUCUCCGCCCAUCGCGCCCUCGCGAGUGCAUCAUUUCCGAAUCGUGAUCGCAAUGUGGCAGGCAGGCACAGGCCUUCACUAUGACGGCACGGUUUUUGCACGCCUCCUGGAUGAUGGGCAACCCGAACGCCUGAAGCUCAAUCGCCGUGGAAAAAAAAAUCCCAUCGACGACGUCACCGAUACUUAUCGAUGUUCGCUCAUGUUCACCUAAUUGUUAUUUCUUGUUAAAUACGUGUUUCCGUGAGGCAUGACACGGGCCCGUUCCCGGCACACUCCCCGAGUCGUGCAGUAAACGUGGGAUAAUUUGAUGACGAUUUGUUUUGAAAGCGAUCGCACGCGCCACACGAGACGUGGGCACGUUCCGGGUGGAUCUUUUUGCUGUUUUGCUUUCUUUUUCUUCUGUUUGCUGUUUACCGACGGUUUGGUCCGGGACCGGGAGUUCGUAAAUGACAAUAAUCAACCAUAAAUUGGAACUAGAUCGGUGCCGCCUUGUGACGCGAUCACUUGACAACGCGUCUGGCGCAGGAUCAAUGCGGGUGUGAGCGGGAGUUAUGGACAAUACUGACGUCAGAUAGAGGAGAUAGGGAGACGUCACCGCGGUGACGUAGACAACGCAAGUCACUCGGGAACCGUCAAUGUACAUUACCAAGAGAUAUUCUCGUACUGGAAAGCAAUUAUCCACCACUGUAUUCGUUACAACAGAGAGAGAGAGAGAGAGAGAGAGAGAGAGAGAAAGAGAGUAGUAGAGUGACGUUUGCACGGUCUUGUUUGACAGAAAUCCCCCGAUGUACAUAGCAUCCAUUGUUGAAGAUCGUUCUUGAUUUUUUGCUUCACGUCGGCCAUAGACUUUCAUCGGCUUGAAACGUGAUUAAAAGACGAAGAAGAGUUGGAGCAAAAAACAAAAAUGGCGACAAAAUCGAACUAGAGAUCAGCGCACGGAGACGCGCGACAGAGAUUGAUUGAAUAGAGCAGCGCAACAAGUACUUAUUAACUGUAGCCCCACCGUAGCUGUACUACUACCGAAUCGUUGACCAUGUUUUAAUUGGACUGCUUGGAAUUGGAAGAAGCUGUAAGCGAUGACGAAGCAGCAGCAGGAGGCCACCGUAUUAUCUCACACUUGUGUCACAUUGUGCAGUUUUUUUUUUUUUUUUUUGGUGAGUUGUGUUUGAGCCCUAAGCAUUAGAACGUGAUAAAUGGGGGUGGCCGCCGGAUGUGGCACAUCCCGGCAAUGGUAAACAGUGGCGUAGAAGAUCUCCCCGAGAUGAUCGCGAUGGCGUUGCAGAUGGUGGCGGCGCCCUAGAUUGUUUCCGCGGACCCAUACAAUCGAGCCCACAGAGCGUUGGCAAAUAUUGGACGCGCGGUUUUGCGAAAGAUUUACAAUCGCCACGCAAGCCAGAUGGAUUGGGGGGGGGGGGGGGGGGGAUGGGGAGGGGUUAGAAUCCUAAGUCAACCUACACACUCGGUGGCAUGUGUCAGCAUGUGUGCAAACUGCUGCUGGCUGCAAAUCGCCAGCACGAGCAAAAGGUGAUUUUUUUUUUUUGCUGGGAUUAGUGUGAGAUUUGGUGCGUUGUGCUGUGGCGGAGGAUUUAUGGAGGCCCUCGGAUCGGCCGGGCAGGCUGGCGUCAUCCUGCUGGCGCGAUAGCGAAGCACCGGGCAAAGUGUAUCAGUAUUUUUUUUGCAGUCAGAGAGUCCCAGCUACUACUUGUGUUUGUUUUUUUUUUCUUCAUUUCUUCGCGCUUCUAGUUGUUACUUGCUUAUGGGAUCGUUUCGCUAUAGUUAUAGUAAGUCGAGCGUAGCAGUAUUUAGUAUUUCGGUUUCCGUAGUAGCCGUUGCUGUACUAAGCUGGCGGGGUGCUUGAAGAAUGCGUGCAGUUGCUUUACUACGCGCUAAGUUUACUAAAGUUUGUUUAGUAAGGCGAAGGCGUGUUACUGUUAUUGUUGCCUAGGUUUACUAAGUGUAAGAGGGGUGCGGUUUCUACUUGCUACGGUUUAAUGCUGGUGUGAUACAUGUCCGUCACGUCUUGUACGCGCGCACAAGCAGCACGACAGCUGGACGGAUCAGUGAGAAAACACAAGUAGAUUAGUGGUAAGGAGGACGCUAGGUUCUUAGUGCAAACACACUGUAGUGCCCCCGUUAGUAGCUACUAACCGGUGAUACCGUGUCGCAUCUUUCGUUGGGAGAUUUGCGUUUUCCUUUUGUUUUGUUUAUAUUGUUUAGCAGGUUGUUGUUUAACCGUUGUUGAAUUAUUCCAGCUCCACCGGAUUCGGUUGGAGUGGAGACAGUUAGUUAAGCUUUACGUUUAGUGAAACGAAAACAAAACAAAAUAAAAAAUGCAAUAAUAGUGUUAACGCGGAGGUUGAUGGCCGGCAGGUAGAGGAAGCAUAUUAUUAGACAUGAAUUUUUGUUUGUUUAUGUGUCAGGGAAGCGGACGAUAGCAAGUGUAUCAGUACAAUCGGGGCUAUGGACUAUACGAGCCCGGCCGGAGCGGAGGGCAACGUUUGGUGCAACAAAAAAGAAGGACAAGUGAAUCAAAGUCGUAGCAAACUUAUUAAGCGUGUCGCCUUAAGUGCAACUAAAACAUAAAAGGCCAACAACGAUAUCGACCAUCAUAUGGUAAAUAGUAAAAGAAAACAGACAACAUACAAAAAAAACGUUAAGAAAGACGCUCAACUGUUGAACGGGAAGGAGAAGUGUAAACGAAAGCAAAUAACAGGAGUAUAUAAAAAAAAGAAAAACGGUAACGAAAUCUAAUACAAUAAUUAAAUUAUAAUUAAUUAAUUAAAACAAAAGCAAAUACAAGUGUUACUAAAUUAUUGCUAUUACAAUAAUAUUACUUAAAGAAAAACAUAAAACUGGAGGAGAACAAAGUGGAGAAACAAAUCAACAACAUGAACCAUUGUAUUAUCUACUGAAACAAAAGAAAACCCAGUAAAAGGGAGGAAAAGUGAAGACAAAAAAUACAAGGACAACGUUGUAAACCAUACGUUUCGGCUACAGUUUACAAAAUAAAA